CCAGAGCGGUUCCUCUCAGGAGAGGAACUACGUCUCCCGUGAUGCUUUGCGCUGUGGCUCCCAGAGGAAGUGGUGGAAUCCCUAAAGUUUCCUCCCAUCAGUCGGUGGAGCGAAGCGUUUGCACGUGUUGUUGCUGCAGUGGGUGAGUUGAUGUCGCUGUGGCUCCACGCACUGUGGCUCCGUUCAUCGCCUCACUUUCUCUCCCCGCAGUUUCCACGCAGGCUGAGUCCACGCAGGGACUGAGCAUCGGGUCAGUGGGGCUGCGACUAGUUGCUGCUGCAGAGGAACAGAGCUCUUUGUUUCCUGCUUUACGAUUCAAUCAUCCCCUGGAAAAGGUCACGGCUCCUCCAGCUAAAGUAGCGAUGGCCGAGCGGGUUCUGGUGGUAGGAGGCGGGGGACGGGAACACGCGCUGGCCUGGAAGCUGGCCCAGUCUGAGCGGGUCCAGCAGGUUCUGGUGGCUCCAGGCAACGCAGGAACCGCCAGCUGUGGCAAGAUCAGCAACUCUGAGGUGUCGAUCAGCAACCACAGCAUCCUGGCUCAGUUCUGCAAGGACCACCAUGUGGGUCUGGUCGUGGUGGGUCCAGAGGCGCCGCUCGCAGCAGGUAUCGUGGACGACCUGACGGCGGCGGGCAUUCGGUGUUUUGGACCCACCGCUGCGGCGGCCCAGUUGGAGUCCAGCAAGAGUUUUGCCAAGGCGUUCAUGGAGCGUCACGGCGUUCCCACGGCUCGCUACGGCUCCUUCAGCGAGCCGCAGGACGCCUGCAGCUUCAUCCGCAGUGCCGACUUUCCAGCUCUGGUGGUGAAGGCGAGCGGCUUGGCGGCGGGGAAAGGAGUCAUCGUCGCCGGGGAUCAGGACGAGGCGUGUCGCGCCGUCAUGGACAUCAUGAAGAACGGAACCUUUGGGUCGGCAGGAACCACAGUGGUGGUGGAGGAGCUUCUGGAGGGACAGGAAGUGUCGUGUUUGUGCUUCAGCGACGGUUCCUCCGUCUCUGUGAUGCCGCCCGCUCAGGACCACAAGCGGCUCCAGGACGGAGACGCGGGGCCCCUGACGGGCGGGAUGGGGGCCUACUGCCCCGCCCCGCAGGUCAGUGAUGAGCUGCUGCAGCAGAUCAGAGAGUCCAUCCUGCAGAAGACGGUGGAUGGGAUGAGGCAGGAAGGACGACCUUAUAUGGGUGUUUUGUAUGCUGGCCUCAUGCUGACCAAUCAGGGCCCAAAGGUUCUGGAGUUCAACUGUCGCUUUGGGGACCCAGAGUGUCAGGUUCUGCUUCCUCUGCUGCAGAGCGACCUCUAUGAUGUCAUCAGCAGCACCGUCAGCGGCGCCCUUUCCUCCAACGCCCCGGUGUGGCAGCAGGGCCGCUCUGCGGUUACCGUGGUGAUGGCCAGUGCGGGUUACCCGGGUUCCUAUGAGAAAGGUGUCGAGAUCACAGGUCUGACUCGGCUGCAGGAGGCCGGGCUGCACGUCUUCCACGCCGGCACCGCCCUGCGGGACGGACGGCUGGUGUCGAGCGGCGGCCGGGUUCUGGCCGUGACGGCGGUCGGGUCGAGCCUGGAGGUCGCUCUGCAGGCGGCCAAUCAGGGUGUGGGCGACAUUGGUUUCCCAGGCGCCGUGUACCGGCGAGACAUCGGCCACCGGGUCCUUCAGAACCAACACGGGUCUCUGACCUACAAGGACAGCGGCGUGGACAUCGCUGCAGGGAACCGGCUGGUGGAGAUGAUCAAGCCUCUGGCCAGAGCCACGACCCGACCCGGUUCUGCUGCGGAGCUCGGAGGUUUUGCGGGUCUGUUUGACCUGAAGGCGGCUGGUUUUGUGGACCCGAUCCUGGUUUCUGGCACCGAUGGUGUUGGAACCAAAUUAAAGCUGGCCCAGGCCUGCGGCCGUCACGGCGCUCUGGGUCAGGACCUGGUGGCCAUGUGUGUGAACGACGUUCUGGCUCACGGCGCCGAGCCGCUCUUCUUCCUGGACUAUUUCUCCUGCGGCUCUCUGGACGUGGAAGUGGCUGGCUCUGUGGUUGGCGGUGUCGCCAAGGCGUGUGAGGCGGCCGGCUGCGCCCUGCUGGGUGGUGAAACGGCAGAGAUGCCCGGCGUUUACCCGGCUGGAGAGUACGACCUGGCCGGGUUCUGUGUUGGCGCCGUGGAGCGGGGUUCCUUGUUGCCACGGCUACAGGACAUGGCGGAGGGAGACGUUCUGAUUGGACUGGCUUCCUCUGGUCUCCACAGCAACGGCUUCAGCCUGGUCCGUAAGGUUGUGGAGCGAAGCGGGCUGGGUUUGAGCUCUCCUGCUCCGUUUGGGGAGCAGAACCAGAAUCUGGGCGAGGCGCUGCUCACCCCCACUAAGAUCUACAGCCGCCUGCUGCUUCCUGUGCUGCGCAGCGGCGCCGUUAAAGCCUACGCUCACAUCACCGGCGGCGGGCUUCUGGAGAACCUGCCCCGGGUUCUUGGCCCGGGUCUGGCAGCCGAGCUGGACGCCUCUCGGUGGAAUCCGGCCGUUUUCUCUUGGCUCCAUCAGGACGGCUCCGUCAGCGAGGAGGAGAUGAGCAGAACCUUCAACUGUGGGCUCGGUGCUGUUCUGGUGGUUGGUCCAGCUCAAGCUCAGAAGGUUCUGUCUCAACUCCUUCUCCAUGACGAGGCCUGGAUGGUUGGCCGUCUGGUACCGAGGAAAGCAGGUUCCCCCUCUGUUGUCAUUUCCAACCUCAAGCAGAGCCUGAUGGCGGCUGGUUCUGUGCAGGUCCAUGUGGGCCCAGCACCCAACAAGACCAGAGUGGCUGUUCUGAUCUCUGGGUCGGGUACCAACCUGCAGGCCCUCAUCACUCAGGCUAAAGCCUCCAGCAGCUCCUCUCACAUUGUGCUGGUUGUGUCCAACAGGCCAGGAGUUCUGGGCCUCCAGAGAGCAGCCAUGGCUGGAAUCCAGACCAGGGUUGUGGACCACAAGCUGUACUCCAGCAGAGCUGAGUUUGAUGCCACCAUUGAUGGGCUACUGCAAGAGUUUCAAGUGCAACUGGUCUGCCUGGCUGGCUUCAUGAGGAUCCUCACUGCUCAGUUUGUCAAGAAAUGGAAUGGGAAGCUGCUGAACAUCCAUCCUUCGCUGCUGCCAUCGUUCAAAGGGGUCAAGGCCCAGAAACAGGCCCUGCAGGCCGGAGUGAAGGUCACUGGAUGCACUGUCCACUUUGUAGCUGAGGACGUGGACGCCGGCGCCAUCAUCGUGCAGCAGGCGGUGCCGGUGCUGCUCGGAGACACAGAGGACAGUCUGUCUGCGAGGAUCCGGGAGGCCGAGCAUCAGGCGUUCCCCCAGGCGCUGGAGCUGGUGGCCAGUGGAGCCGUCCAACUGGGACCAGAGGGAGAGGCGGUGUGGAGGACAUAGAGUCUGACUGUCUGUAGUGUCUCACCUAUUUGUUAGGAGGAAACAUAGUUUACAUUAAAGUGCAUGAAUGUCUGAA
Poeciliopsis prolifica (blackstripe livebearer) is the source of this 3435-nucleotide messenger RNA. RefSeq names its product trifunctional purine biosynthetic protein adenosine-3-like. Gene Ontology annotation, molecular function: phosphoribosylglycinamide formyltransferase activity; metal ion binding; ATP binding. NCBI's taxonomy places the organism in Eukaryota, Metazoa, Chordata, Actinopteri, Cyprinodontiformes, Poeciliidae. Gene Ontology annotation, biological process: adenine biosynthetic process; 'de novo' IMP biosynthetic process. Gene Ontology annotation, cellular component: cytosol. The record is from RefSeq and is a predicted model, not a curated record.